Messenger RNA from Daphnia carinata, 1908 nucleotides. Its product is annotated as MFS-type transporter SLC18B1-like. The transcript is spliced from 10 exons. The coding region runs from base 110 to 1792 and encodes 560 amino acids. The record is from RefSeq and is a predicted model, not a curated record. Gene Ontology annotation, biological process: transmembrane transport. Lineage: Eukaryota; Metazoa; Arthropoda; Branchiopoda; Diplostraca; Daphniidae. Gene Ontology annotation, molecular function: transmembrane transporter activity.
UCGAAAGGGGAGGGAAUUGUUUACGUCGGUAAAAUGCUGGGCACGAAGGAAAACCCUGCGCGAAAAAUUUAAACAUUGUGGAAUCUGUCUGUGUUGAUGGUCAGUGACAAUGGUUGGAAGAAGUUCGCCCCAGCCUCUUUUUGCAACAAUGAGUGACACGAUUGUUGUUUCGCCAGCAGGGCUACCCUAUCUGAAACUCACUGAUGACAGCGGUACCGAAAUCACAGAUCAUGCUUUCCAAGAAUGUCAUCGCCCACAGGAAAAACAAAUUGCACAAACAGCAAGAUGUAUGUCUGUAUCGAAUCUCAAUGAAAAAAGAUUGAAGCACUCAGACGAAGAAGUUACGAAAAUGAGAAACAAAUUCCUCAUUCUUACUAGAAAUAGAGCAAUUUUUAAGCAACUAGAACAAUACCAAAAAUGGACACUUGCCCUUAUAUGUACUGUCUAUUUUGUUUGCUUCUGCACAAUCGCCAUGCUCUCUACAUUUUUUUAUGAGAUAGCCAUUUUGCACAAUAUUUCCACCAGCACUUAUGGUCUUAUUUUCAGUAUUCAUCCAGCAGUAGUGUUUUGUACUUCUCCUUUCAUUGGUCACAUCACACCAUCCAUUGGUCCAAAAUUUAUGUUUACAUCAGGAGUUUUCCUUUUUGGGAGUUGCAAUCUCUUAUUUGGAACUCUCGAACAUGUGAAGGAUGAUACAAAGUUUACCAUCCUGUGUUUAGUUGUGAGAGGAUUGGGAGCUGCUGGGGCUUCAGCUUUCUCUACAGCAGGAACCACUUAUGUUGCCAAAUUAUUUCCUGAUAAAAUUAGUAUAAUUAUGGGAAUUUUAGAGACAUUUAUUGGCUUGGGAUUCUCUGUUGGACCUCUUUUGGGGGGAUCUCUAUUCACAUUGGGAGGAUUACAGCUUCCCUUCUACGUUAUGGGUUCUGUAAUGCUACUGACGUUGCCGUUCAGCAUAAUUUUUCUGCCAAAAACAGAAUAUUGUCAUGCUAAAGAACCCGUUGGAACUAAAGUAUUGGCCAUAAUUUUCAAAGUGCCAACUGUUCCUAUCAUAUGCGUGGUGAUUGCUGUUUCAUCAUGUGCGUGGAGUUUUUUAGAACCCACGCUAGUUAUUCGGAUGGAACAGUUUCAGUUGGGCCCAAUGCAACUUGGCCUGCUAUUCCUUGUCACUUCAGUCAGCUCAGCAAUCUCAAGUCCUAUAUGGGGCUGGUUGGUAAGCAAGUAUAACCACGGAAGUAUGAUGAUGAUUAUUGGGUUAUCAAUCACUGCCAUUGGCUUGCUUUUACUUGGACCAUCUCCACUCUUACCACAAAUCCCUAAUGUGUUAUGGCUCAAUAUUUUAUCCCUAGUCCUGAUUGGAACUUUUGUAGCCUUGGCUUAUGUACCAACAUACCAAGCUUUACUUCAACAUGCAGUGCAAGUAGGUUGUGAGACGGAAAUGAGUACAUAUAGCGUGAUUGCAGGUUUGUGGGCGUCAAUGUAUUCUUUAGGGGAGGUUUUAGGUCCGUACAUUGGCAGCAUUCUAGUUGACGUGUAUAACUUCCCCCUCGCGAUAACAGCUAUCGGAUUACUGAAUUUGGCCGUCGCUCUCGUAUUGCUAGUCUACGUAACGUUUUCCGCCUCUCGGUCAAAAACAACCUCGUCUACCCAGUCCCCGCCAUUGUUGCCGAAAGAAACCGAUUCCAAUGUUGUGCAAAUUGGGAAAACGGCUUCCAUAACCAUCGGCAUCAACGAUGAACGCGAACGGCUUAUCCAAGACGACGAAUCUACUCAAACGUAUGGAACAACUUGCUAAUGUUUUCGAAUUUUCAUGUUGUUAAGACACAAUUUGCGUUGAAACGUUAGUGACAAAUUUACCAUAGCCAAAUAGUGUCUACUUAAAAUGUAAAAAUAUAAAUCAAUUGUACUUGA